UCUCUCGCUCCAUCUAUCCCUCCUCUUCUCUCACACUCAGAUUUACUGGACCUAGUUGGCUAUACAGAAUCAAGACUUCAACCAUCCACAGCGCGAAGAGCGGGAUAAACCAGUUUGCUUGGAGCCUGGCCAGUGAGUGGUAGGGCCGAGGGGAGACCAUGUCCAACAAUAUGGCAAAGAUCGCAGAGGCACGCAAGACAGUGGAGCAGCUCAAACUGGAGGUCAACAUCGACAGGAUGAAGGUUUCGAAGGCUGCUGCUGACCUCCUGGCGUUCUGCGAGGCUCAUGCGAAGGAAGACCCCAUGGUGACCUCAGUGCCCUCCUCAGAAAACCCCUUCCGUGAUAAGAAGCUGUUCUGUGCCAUCCUGUAACCCGUCCACAAUAUCAACAACCAUAUUAUUACUAUUAUUAUUUAUUUGGCAGACGCCUUUAUCCAAGGCGACUCGCAGGGCAGUACAGGGUUACAAUGCAAGCUUAAUAUUUAAAUACAGUGUAGUUUACAGCAACUAAGCAAUAGUUGAGUGACCAAUUAUUUGUAUUUAUUUUUCCCCAAUUUGAAAUGUCCAGUUAUACUUUUUCUCCUCACACAGCACAGAUGUUCUUAGGGCGUGUGAGCGUCCUCCGAUCUCACAAGCCUAAAGCCAGAAUCGCUUUUACGCCGAGCAAUCCAGAGCAGAGGUGGGCGGGGCUACCGAUCCAGGAGAUCAGCCCUGCUUUUUAUCCAUUCUGAAUGUCCGCAGUAUCUGGCCAGUAGGGUUCGUUAUUGCGCAAUGAGGAGAAGUGCUGGUUUCCCGUCCCCCACCCAGGAGCAUCAGAGCCAAUGUGACGCCCCCUUUGGAGUCCCCAGCAAAAUUCGCCCUCUUUGCACAGCCUGAAACCAGUGCUUUCCAAGCUGCGUGACUCAUCCUAAGCUCUCAGCGGCAGCGCUUUAACUGAAGGAUCCCUAGAAUCAAGUGUUUUAAAAGGCUGAACAUUUGAUUGAUUGAUUCUUCUUUUUAUAUUUAUAUACAAGGGUUUUUUUUGUAGUUUCAAUAUUCAAUAUUUAGAAAUACUAAAAGAAAUACUCUAUGAAAGGCAUUAUAUAAAGUAAAGAUUGAUUCAAUGACAAACGUUUGAACGACAGUGUCUUUGAAGAUUUUAGUUUCUUUUAGCAUAUCUUAAUUCAGUGCUUUUGAGUGUUUAAUAAUUAUGGAUAGUAUAAACAUUUGAUCAAAAAGAAAUGCUGAUCAUUUAGAAAUAAACAAUAUUUUAGUGUAUAUUUUAGAUAACUGUAUUUGUAUGUUUGAAAAUGCAACACUAUAAAAAGCUCCCACUGAGCUGCUUUUAUAGAAUGCUUUUUAAUAUUGUAUUGCUAGGAAGAUUUGUUGUGUAUUAUAUAGAAAAAGCAAUAAAAAUAAACU
Messenger RNA from Acipenser ruthenus (sterlet), 1400 nucleotides. Its product is annotated as guanine nucleotide-binding protein G(I)/G(S)/G(O) subunit gamma-8. Gene Ontology annotation, molecular function: G-protein beta-subunit binding. Gene Ontology annotation, cellular component: heterotrimeric G-protein complex. The transcript has 3 exons. NCBI's taxonomy places the organism in Eukaryota, Metazoa, Chordata, Actinopteri, Acipenseriformes, Acipenseridae. Gene Ontology annotation, biological process: G protein-coupled receptor signaling pathway. The record is from RefSeq and is a predicted model, not a curated record. Bases 159 to 371 code for a protein of 70 amino acids.